This is a messenger RNA of Tetrahymena thermophila SB210, 1881 nucleotides long. RefSeq lists its product as hypothetical. NCBI's taxonomy places the organism in Eukaryota, Ciliophora, Oligohymenophorea, Hymenostomatida, Tetrahymenidae. The record is from RefSeq and is a predicted model, not a curated record. The transcript has 2 exons.
AUGAAAAUAAUCGUCGCUCUUUUUGCCUUGGUAGCUGCAGUCAGCGCCUGGGAAUCCACUAUGACUAGCAUGAUCGGUUAGUUGUUAUCUAAAAACUCUCCUUUGAAUUUUGACCACAAAAUUGCAUGUUCUCUUUUGAAAACUUCAAAUGAAUGUUAAAAUCAAAAAUCAUGUAAAUGGAAUUUUGUUAAUUAAGUCUGUAAUUUCGUCGAAAAUGUAAUUGAACCUCAACCUAUCUUCGAAGAUAUAUUCAUGAAUUUCACUGAUUCAACAAAUAGCACUACUAACAGUACAAUUCCUUCUAAUUCAACUUCAAAUUCUACAGUUCCUACUAACUCUACUGUUCCCACCAACUCUACUGUUCCCACUAACUCUACAGUACCUACCAACUCUACUGUUCCCACUAAUUCUACAGUUCCUACCAACUCUACUGUUCCUACAAACUCUACUGUUCCUACCAACUCCACAGUACCUACCAACUCUACUGUUCCCACUAAUUCUACAGUUCCUACCAACUCUACUGUUCCUACAAACUCUACUGUUCCUACCAACUCCACUGUACCUACCAACUCUACUGUUCCCACUAACUCUACAGUUCCUACCAACUCUACAGUUCCCACCAACUCUACAGUACCUACCAACUCUACUGUUCCCACUAACUCUACAGUUCCUACAAACUCUACUGUUCCCACUAAUUCUACAGUUCCUACCAACUCUACAGUUCCCACCAACUCUACAGUACCUACCAACUCUACUAUUCCUACAAACUCUACAAUUCCCACCAACUCUACUGUUCCUACCAACUCUACAGUUCCUGUUAACUUUACUAUUUUAACAAAUUCAACCUCUAAUUACACAAUUCCCUCUAAUGGUACAGUGAACUCAACUAGAUUUGAUUUUGUCCCAGUUCUCUAGAUAAAUAAUUCAACAAACUCAACUAAUUCAACUAUUUCAUAUAAAUUGAAGAGUUUCUAGAUUUAUCAAAAUAGCACUAACCACACUUCUCAUAACAGUACUGGUCACAGAAAUCACACUUUCCAUAACACUACUGGAAAUCACACUCACCAUAACAGUACUUGGAAUAGAAACCAUACUUUCCAUAAUACCACAGGUAACCAUACUCACCAUAACAGCACUGGAAAUAGAAAUCACACUUUCCAUAACACCACUGGAAAUCACACUCAUCAUAACAGUACUUGGAAUAGAAACCAUACUUUCCAUAAUACCACUGGUAACCAUACUCACCAUAACAGCACUGGAAAUAGAAAUCACACUUUCCAUAACACCACUGGAAAUCACACUCAUCAUAACAGUACUUGGAAUAGAAACCAUACUUUCCAUAAUACAACUGGUAACCAUACUCACCAUAACAGCACUGGAAAUAGAAAUCACACUUUCCAUAACACCACUGGAAAUCACACUCAUCAUAACAGUACUUGGAAUAGAAACCAUAAUUUCCAUAAUACAACUGGUAACCAUACUCACCAUAACAGCACUGGAAAUAGAAAUCACACUUUCCAUAACACUACUGGUAAUCAUACUCACCAUAAUAGUACUGGACACAGAAACCAUACCUUCCAUAACAGCACUGACUAAAGAAAUAGUACAAGCAAUGAAACCUUAUCAUUUAACUUAACAUUAGGUAACAGCACUUCUGGAAGAAAUCAUACCCAUAACUUUAAUUAUACUUUAGAAUAGAAUAUUGGCAAUAAAAACCAAACAAGAAAUAAUACCCAAAAUAUUGAUUAAUGCCAAAGAUUAAAUAAGACUUCUUGCUUAUUAUCUAAUAGCUGCUUAUACAGAAAUAGCUCAUGUGUAAGUACUAACUCAACAUUCUAACAACCUUUAGUCAAGAAGUUACUUACCUUCAGUGAACAAUGA